AUGUUUUCAUAAGCUUUCAGAAGAGGUCAAUAACCAUAAUAAUAGUAGCCAUAACCAUUAGGAAUAUCUUUUCAUAAGUAAGAAACUAAAGUUAUUUAGUUAAUUGUAAGCCCAACAAACAAAAUCCUUUUCUUAAACCUAAUAUGAAAAGGAGAAUAUUAGCUAAUUUCUUGGUUCAACUAAAAGAUAAAAUUUAAAUGAAUCCUUCUAUUAAGAAUAGUAAGUACCCCAAAUAUCGGAAGUUUAUAGGAUCUUAGAAUAACUACAAUAAAUGAUGAUAGUAAAAUUUAAUGACUUUUAAAAUGUAAUUAAUGAACAAGAAAAAGCCAUUAAACCAUUAAUUGAUUAAAAUACUUAAUUAAAUAACUAAUUAACUAAUGUACUUUAGUAAAGUGAGAAAAUACUUUCCUAACUCACAGCUAAUCUGGAGAAGAGUGAUUAGAUAAAUAAAAGGAAUCAAAAGAGGAAAAGCAAUGAGGGAUAAGAGAGUGAUUUUGGAGCAGUUUAAUAACUAUUGAAGACAUUAGAUGAUAGAUUGA
Paramecium sonneborni is the source of this 539-nucleotide messenger RNA. The record is from the annotation of a GenBank genome assembly. Lineage: Eukaryota; Ciliophora; Oligohymenophorea; Peniculida; Parameciidae.